This is a messenger RNA of Gadus macrocephalus (Pacific cod), 1501 nucleotides long. RefSeq names its product thrombospondin type-1 domain-containing protein 7A-like. Bases 1 to 1287 code for a protein of 428 amino acids. Gene Ontology annotation, cellular component: plasma membrane. NCBI's taxonomy places the organism in Eukaryota, Metazoa, Chordata, Actinopteri, Gadiformes, Gadidae. The record is from RefSeq and is a predicted model, not a curated record. Gene Ontology annotation, biological process: actin cytoskeleton organization. The transcript has 12 exons.
AUGGGGACGGAGGCGCGGAGUGCAGAGAGACAGCCCACUGAUGGGCCCUUGGAGAUGGGCUACAUCGAGGAGGCCUGCAUCAUCCCGUGCCCGUCGGACUGUAAGCUCAGCGAGUGGUCCAACUGGUCCCGCUGCAGCAAGUCCUGCGGCAGCGGGGUCAAAGUGCGCUCCAAGUGGCUCCGCGAGAAGCCCUACAACGGCGGGCGGCCCUGCCCCAAGCUGGACCACAUCAAUCAGGCUCAGGUGUACGAGGUGGUGCCCUGCCAGAGCGACUGUAACCAGUACGUCUGGGUGGCCGAGCCCUGGAGCCUCUGGAAGGUCAGCAACGUGGACCUGAAGGAGAACUGCGGAGAGGGGGUCCAGACCCGCAAAGUCAGGUGCAUGCUGAACACCAUCGACGGGCCCUCGGACCCCGUGGAGGACUACCUCUGCGACCCCGAGGAGAUGCCCCUGGGCGCCCGCGAGAGCCGGCUGCCCUGCCCUGACGACUGUGUGCUGAACGACUGGGGCCCCUGGGACCGCUGCAGUCUGCCGUGCACCCGGAUGCUGAGCCGAGUGCGCACAGCCUUCACCAUCAGAGCGCCCAGCAUGGGGCGGCAGUGCCCCGAGACCACCGACGCCGAGGCCUGCGCUCUCAACCUCAACUGCUUCAACUACUUCUACAACAUCACAGACUGGAGCACGUGUCAGCUGAGUGCGAGUGCCGUGUGCGGUACCGGGACCAAGACCCGGAUGUUGGACUGCGUCCGGAGCGACGGCAAAUCAGUGAACCUCAAGUUCUGCGAGGAGCUGAAUCUGGACAGGAAGUGGCAGAUGAACACUUCCUGUGUGGUUGAGUGUCCGGUGAACUGUCAGCUCUCUGAGUGGUCCGUCUGGUCAGAGUGUUCUCAGACCUGCGGUUUACAAGGGAAGAUGUGGCGCCAGAGGUCUGUGGUCCCAGGCCCCCAGGGGGACGGCCGCCGUGCUCCCCCCAGAUGCAGCAGUGGAAGCCUGCCCCGCCAGACCCUGCUACCAGUGGCAGCACGGCGCCUGGUCCGAGUGCCGCGUGGAGGGGGAUGUGGCUUGUGGCCACGGGCUGCGCCACAGGAACACCUCCUGCUUCGUGUCCGACGGAUCGGGCCGCGCACCCCCCAGCCUGGUGGAGGAGGAGCUCUGCAGCGGCCUCCAGGCCGUCGCCGACAGCAACAAGGAGAUGAGGCUCGUGGAGAGCUGCACCCUGCCCUGCCCAGGAGAGUGCUACCUGAUGGAGUGGUCGGAGUGGAACCCGUGUGUGAGCGUGUGCGCUAAGGAGGCGGGGGUGGACUUCGGCUCGGUGCAGGUGCGGGUCCGGCCCGUCAUGGCUCAGGAGCCCCAGAACCUGCAGCUGUGUCCGGACCAGGCCUGGGAGUCCCGCCCCUGCACAGACGGGGCCUGCUACGAGUACGCCUGGAAGAGCGUCCGCAAGACCAACUCCACAGAGUUCAACACCUGGUGCCAGCGCUCCGAUGGGGUCAACGUCACA